AUGAGGCCGCUCACCACCACCACCACCACCACCACCACCCCGCCUAGCUACCCGCCCUCGGAGGACCCAGCCGCCUUUGCGGCCACGCUGUCCGCAGCUCCAUCGCCUUUUCUCUACCCUGAGCAGCUCGGCAUGCUUCCCUUGCCCGAGUCGCCAGUGCCCUCGAGCAGCACUCCGCACUUUGCGGCCCCGAGGCACCACCACCGCCAGACAGCCUCGGUGUCCUCGGGCCUGCACCCGGCCUCGCCCCUUACCCAGACUCCCCUGGUCCCGCCUGCGGACGUGCCGCACGGGCUCGAGGGCAAGCGCCGCGCCGACUGA
Purpureocillium takamizusanense is the source of this 321-nucleotide messenger RNA. RefSeq lists its product as uncharacterized. Bases 1 to 321 code for a protein of 106 amino acids. The record is from RefSeq and is a predicted model, not a curated record. Lineage: Eukaryota; Fungi; Ascomycota; Sordariomycetes; Hypocreales; Ophiocordycipitaceae. The transcript has a single exon.